Molecule: messenger RNA, 771 nt
Organism: Talaromyces rugulosus
Lineage: Eukaryota; Fungi; Ascomycota; Eurotiomycetes; Eurotiales; Trichocomaceae
Exons: 2
Coding region: 1-771 (256 amino acids)
Source: RefSeq, a predicted model, not a curated record
AUGGCAACCAUCCAGGACCUGGAGUUUUACUUCAAGAUCACACCCAUUAAGAUAAGAGAACAACGCAAGGAAACAGAGUAUGACCAACUGCAACACUGGUACCCUCCUUUCAAAAAUUAUCACUUUAGACGUGACACCACCAACAGCACCGGCUGGCACCGGUGGACUCAACAAGGCAUCACACCUUUCAACGCACCUACUGACCCGCCAGGCACAAAAAGCAGCUCCAUCUUUUUCGACUGCGGACGCAACUACUUCCUCCUUGUCGAGGAAGACUGCCUAACCACCGAUUUCAACGAAAUGAUCGAGUUCGACGAGCCCUGGAAGCGGCUCCAGUUCGUGUACAAGCCGCCUAGGCCCGACCGCCCGGAAAUGUCUCUGGUCAAAGUGUUUCCAGCGGAUGGCGAAUUCAUGCUACAUGCGCGGGGGGCACCGACUUGGAUGCCCGAGCUGAUACCGUACACUUAUGACGGGACUGAACGCUCGCGGCGUGCCAAUGUGGCCGGUGAGCUGUCGGUCCUCUUAGGGCUAGUUGCGUUUACGUGUGAGCCAAAGCGGCAUGCCUUGCUGAGUACUAUGGUGAAUAACUUUCGACCGCCUCGCUGGAUUCCAAAUAAUAUUGCCCCACUGGCUCCAUGCAAGAGAUCGGAUGUUUCUCGGGAAAGGGGAUAUGUCGUCAAAGUCGCACCGUGCUCAGGGGUUGAUUUGGAAGCUUAUGAGGACGGCCAUUAUGGACCCUUGCUUGCAGGAGAUGAUGGCCUGGUUUUGUAA